Molecule: messenger RNA, 2494 nt
Organism: Spodoptera litura
Lineage: Eukaryota; Metazoa; Arthropoda; Insecta; Lepidoptera; Noctuidae
Source: RefSeq, a predicted model, not a curated record
UACGCGGACGUGUUCACUUUCUCCAUAGUAUGAAAUUAAAUCAAUAACUUUAAAUUGUUUUAUGCAGUUUAAGCAAAUUAGAACUUAAUGAAGUGCUUGUUGUGGAACAAUUCAAGUGUUAUACGUAUAUUCGUACAAAAAUGAAAUAAAACAAGACUAUAUUAAAGAAUAUUGUGUUCUGUGGGCGGAAAAUGUCUAAUCCAGGCACCAGCCCAUUUAGCCGUAGCCAGCUGCUGAGACGAAGUCCACCACCAACACCGACUCAAGAAUCUCUUCCUCCUGAGCCCAAACCUAAUGUUUCCGAGGAGCCUAUCCUUCUCCGGGAUAUGAUCCCUACUGAAGAUAUUUUAAAAUGGACCAGACACAUGGACUCUAUCCUAGCCGAAGUCUGUACUAUCGUGUCAGACGGGAAGAUGAAUUCAGAACAAAAGACCAAAGUGCAAAACCUUUGCCGUAAUGCCCUAAAAGGCACAUCUGAGAUGGCUGUUGCUUAUCAGGCCUUGAAACAAAAAGCACUUCUAGCGCACUCUACUAUCCAAAACCUUAGAGAACAACAAACCCUUGCACAGUCCCUACAACAGUUCCAAGCCAAAAUUUCUAGCUCAUUUAAAGCAAAUGAAACUAGUUCAUAUGCAAAUGUCGUGAAAAAGGGUGCAGAUAACUAUGUGCGGCCACAAAACUUGAGCUCUGUGGCUAUCUAUCCUAGUGACAAGACCAAAACAAGUGACGACACUAAAUCACUCGUUCAAAAAAUUAUCUCGCCUGAAGUCAUGAAGUUGCAUGUUCGUAGUGUGAGGAAAAUUCGAGAUGGUGGUGUUAUAAUAAGCACCGAAAAUAAAGCGGACAUUGAUAAACUAAAAAAUGCAGAGAAAUUAGUUUCAUCGGGCCUCACUGUACAGGAGCCGGCGAAACGACGACCGAAGAUUGCCGUGAUUGGUGUACCCUCAGCGUUAUCAGAAAAGGAAGUUCUAGACUGUAUCUACGAGCAAAACCUCUCCGAUAAAAUGCCCAAUUCCCCACGUGAGCCCACAUUGGCUACCAUAAAACUUAGCCAUAAAUCGGGCAAGAAAAAUCUCUCGACCUGUAAUUACGUGCUAGAGGUGCCACCAAGCAUACGUAAAAUUUUGCUAGGCCAAGGUCGACUUUUUAUAAAUUGGACCUCUUGUGCCGUCCGGGACUACACUAUAGUUACGAGAUGUUUUAAUUGCCAGCAGUUUGGACAUGCAGCAAAGUACUGCCGUGAAACGAGCCCUACCUGCCACCUCUGCGGUGACUCUGGUCACUCCUUCAAGGAAUGCAGCAACAAAGCUGCACCUCCAAAAUGCGCGACAUGUAAACGUUUCAAAAGAAAAAGCGACCACUCGACUGGUGACAUGAUGCUGUUUUUGAUGGCGAUAUUAUUCGCUUUUACUGAAGCAGGUGUAAUAGAUAAAGUAGUAAACUGCAUUGUUAUUGGCAAUGUUAAUUAUGAACGAGAAGUCUUGGUAACUAAUGUCGAAAGUCCGUAUCAGUUGGUGAUCGACCAUGACACUAACACUCUCUUCUUCAGCUACACCGCACGAAGCGACGAAGUUUUCAAAUCAGCUUUCAUCAAUUUAAAAACAAAUGAAUUCAACGUCAUCCCUGGUAUCCAUGGAGGUUUUGCAAAUGCUGUUAAUAAUCAAGCUCAUAUUGUUUAUCUGGGCGGACAAGAUGGUGUCUAUCAAUUUGACUAUAAAACGAAAAAUGCUACAAAACUAAAUAUUACGCAAGAUAAUAUUUGGCAAAUGUUUUACAAGAACGGACUAUAUUUCACAACUUAUCCUGAAGAGAAAGCAUAUGUGUAUAAAGGCGAUAAAUUAGAAGAAGUUGCAGAAGUGAAAGAUCACAGGGUAAUGGUGAUUGGAGUUAAUAAUGAUGGCAACACCGUGUACACUAAUUCUUCUGGAAUAUUCUUUUAUGACAAAGAAUUAAAAAAAUCUACUCUUCUUAGUUUUCACGUAGCUAAUGCUAUUACAAGCGAUUUGGUAGGUAAUUUGUAUAUUUCAACUGCAACUGGAAUUUAUUCUGUAAAUGGUAGAAGUAGAAGUCUUAAAGAGCUUGUUAAAAUAGACAAUAUCUAUGGAGUUGCUAUGGAAAGCAAUGAAAACAUUAUAUACUCGUCCGAAAAUAGUAUAAUUAGACUGAAACCUUCGAAUAAAGUGUGUAUCGAUGAAACAAUGUUUGCGAAAAACGUAGUUGAAUUAGAUUCGUAAGUAAAAUUUGAUUUAAACAACAAAACUUUGAUGACUUUAUUAGUUAUAAACUAAAAUUAAAUUAAAAAUGGUAUGAUGCAUGAAUGUAGAUAUUUAAGAUUUCUUUAUUUCACAAACAAAUACAUUAUAGAGGUAUUAUAAUAUUAUUUGGGUUUCAAUUAGAGUAUUAAUUUCAGUAGCCGAAUCGCAGUACAAAUUAUUAUGAAAAAUCGUUGAUACAUAUGUAAUUCUGGAUUAAAAGAAUAAACUGUUAAACUAAU